Striga asiatica is the source of this 1392-nucleotide messenger RNA. Lineage: Eukaryota; Viridiplantae; Streptophyta; Magnoliopsida; Lamiales; Orobanchaceae. The record is from the annotation of a GenBank genome assembly.
CUCGAAGUUACCGCAGCUAAAAGAGGUAAAUAAGAAUUACGGCGUGGCUAUCAAUCACGUCCGAUGGUUAAAACUGGAAAUUCCACACUUCCGUUGCAAUUUCAGUGUCGUCCCCAUCAUCUCUCUCUUCCCACAUACAGACAAUAUUUUCUCUCUCUGCCUUCAAUCGCACAGAGAUAAAAAAAAACUCCGCGCACUCUCCGCAGGGAACGGACGAAGAUAAAUAGAGGAUUUGUAGCUGUGUCCCUACCUUCGUGAAAUCGGUUUUUGAUGAUAUUCAGGUUCUCGAUUGCCAGGCGUGCCUGUAUUAGUCGGCAUUAUGACAUCCUCUGUUCACAGCCUUUCGGCUUUGGAGUAUAUAACAGUGAGGCCGAUGAGCAACAAAAGCCCCCGGAGACUAACUUCCAGCCUUCAUCUCCAGCUAAUGGAAUUUCUCAUCAUGGUAUUGCAUCACCAGCAAUGCACUAUGGAACUCCUGCUCAAUAUGGAGUUGGAAAUGGACAAACAGCUUACCCGUACCCAGACCCUUACUACAGAAGUAUGUUUGCGCCUUAUGACACACAGCCUUAUCCCGCGCAACCUUAUCCUGGCCAGCCAAUGGUACAUAUGCAGUUGAUGGGUAUUCAACAAGCUGGUGUUCCUCUCCCUUCAGAAGCAGUUGAGGAGCCUGUCUUUGUCAAUGCAAAACAAUAUCAUGGCAUUUUAAGGCGUCGACAGUCUCGUGCGAAAGCCGAGUCAGAAAAUAAACUUGCCAAAUCCAGAAAGCCGUAUUUGCAUGAAUCUCGGCAUCUGCAUGCAGUCAGAAGGGCUAGGGGCAUGGGUGGGCGUUUCCAGAAGAAGAACGAUAACCAGAAAAAAGAGAUGGAAUCAAACGGGAAGUCACAGGAGCACAUUAACCUGAACAGUGAAAAUGAAAGUGCAGAGAAAGUGCCAUCUCAAGAUGCAGCUCGAAUGUGAGUUUUCCCAUCUUGCAAUCGUUGGAAAGAUGAGUUGCUUUAAAGUUAAAGUUCUGUGUGUGUACAUUCAGUUUUAGGUUUUUGUAGGGGAACUCAGCAGGUUUUCAGAUUUCUAGUGUGAGCUUUUAUCAUACCAAGCGAAAAAAUAAUGAUGUGAAUUAAGUUGCAUUAUUAUGGUUUGAUGGUUGAUUCUUCUUCCCUGCUCUAAUCCAGGGGCCUUUGUCUGAGUUUUAGGAAUUUACAAGAUACUAGUAUAUUACAAUGACUUGAUUGGGGGAAUGAGAGAAAGAUGAUCAUGUUUUCACUAUUUGCGAUUUUAAUCGAACUUUUUUAACUUGGCUAACAAAGACGUUACUUUUGUAAAUUUCGAUGAUGUGUGUAGUUGAUACAAACUGAUAUGGUGUUCAGUGUUCUCAUUUAAUUUUUACAGAUUGGG